ACUAUGCAAACGGUCUCACAUUGUGAAUCUCGCACUUUUUCUCGUGACGAGGAUAUCCAACCUGUUCCAUGCGGACAGAAUCUACCGUCUGGAAAUAAUAUCAACGUUCUUCUUAAUUAUUUCCUCUCUCACAAAUUUAUGGCUGUAAUCAACUCAUUCUACUGCUCCAUUCUUCGUUUGAUGGAUCCUUUUACCAAAAGUUUCCCCAAACAAAACCCCUCAGCAGCUGACGAGUCGUCGUUACUAUGAACCCCACGGAAGUGACGAGGGCUGCCAAAACGGAAGACCUGUCAGCGACAGGCCUACAUUAUUCCCAGGAUUUUCUGGGAAUGGGGUCAACAUGCUCAGGGAUAGAAUCAACAUCAGCAACAGAGAAGAAACCAGAGGAAGAGGAUCUGGGGUUGUCGACCGAAAAGGGGGCAAAGGGAGCAGUGUUUUCAGAAGAAAUUGCGAGACAGGGUUCCUUUGAUCCCAUUUACGAGCGGCCGCCGACGGAGGAGUCACCAAACGAACAAAUGCUGAAACAGGCGACAGAGGCUGGAGAGGAAUUACAGAUAUGGUUAGAAAAAAUAACAAACGGAGAUGAAGUUUUGUCCCUGCAAACUUGGGGGAUGGAAACGGUAGAAGUAAUGCCACAAGGAGCGGAGUGUGUCGUGCCGGAGGAGGUGACUCGGGCCCGAGGGGGUAAAAACGUGCUCGAAGACGUUAGAACCGUGACGGCGGGGAAGAGGACUGAAGGGCCAGGAACAUUUACAACCAGGAAGAAGAAUGUAUGGAGCGAAGAGGAGCACAGGUUAUUCUUGAUGGGCUUAAAGGUUCAUGGAAGAGGAGCUUGGAAGAGCAUAGCCAAAAAUUUUGUGCACACAAGGACGCCGAGUCAGGUCGCAAGCCACGCACAGAAGUACUUUAAUCGGCAGUUGGACGAGAGGCAGAAGCGUCGUCCAAGCAUCCUCGACAUCAAGACCAUCAACACGACCGCAAAGACUCGUCGAGAAAGCAUGUAUGACUCAAUCAAGAGCAGUAGCCAGGUCAACCUUAACAAUGCCAAGCGGUCCAGUCCGUCAUCUAUGCCUUUGCCGCCUCUGCCACAGAUGGAGUUCACACAAAUGGCGAGCAAUGAGCACCCCAACCCAAACACCCCCAAAACAAAUUCCCAACUUCCGCAACCAGACAGUUUGGAACAACAACAAUAUGCACUGACUUCAGGAGGUGGAGAUCAUGACUGACCUGCCCGACAUCAGGUCGGAUACAGAAGCCUAGACCAACAAUAUAACUGGCAGAACUCUUGUCAUCACCGAAGUGUCCCAGGAUGCGUCCACUUAGACGGAAGACAUUAAAUCCCACUGGGUCCACCUUCGUUUCAGAACGGAAAGCAAGAGACUACAGCUGCUCAAAUGUAAAGCGAACGCGACAGCCAAACUGAACUUUUACACCAAAACAAGAGCCCUAGAAUUGAAGAACAGUGGGUGAACCAAUCAGCACCUCAAAUCUGUAACUGCAUAUUUUUCAACUUUAGACUUCUAGCACAAAGACAAACAAAUUUAUUGUCA
Molecule: messenger RNA, 1550 nt
Organism: Asparagus officinalis (garden asparagus)
Lineage: Eukaryota; Viridiplantae; Streptophyta; Magnoliopsida; Asparagales; Asparagaceae
Exons: 2
Coding region: 246-1226 (326 amino acids)
Molecular function (GO): DNA binding
Source: RefSeq, a predicted model, not a curated record